Lethenteron reissneri (Far Eastern brook lamprey) is the source of this 3444-nucleotide messenger RNA. Its product is annotated as transcription factor che-1-like. NCBI's taxonomy places the organism in Eukaryota, Metazoa, Chordata, Hyperoartia, Petromyzontiformes, Petromyzontidae. Gene Ontology annotation, biological process: regulation of gene expression. Gene Ontology annotation, cellular component: nucleus. The record is from RefSeq and is a predicted model, not a curated record.
ACGAAGAAACGUCUCGCGUCUCGCAAACAACUCCACAACCACCUCCUCCUGCUGGUGCUACUGCUGCUGCUACUGCUGCCACUGCUGCCCAGGGCCUAGCGACCAUGGCGUGUGCGGUGGCCACUCCGGCGCCGGAGCCAAGCGGGGACUUCCCGGCGUGGCUGGAGGCGCAGGGCGUGAACGAGGAGGUGGCCCGGGCCAUGGACUCGGAGCUGGGCAUCCGGGACUACGGGGUCCUGCGCGCCUGCGUCGGGGACGGCCUCGUGCGUGCCGAGCUGCUGGCCGCGGCGCGCGACCGCCUGCCCUUCGGCUUCUACGCCGUGCUGCGGCAGGUGGUGAAGGCCCUGCGGGGCGCCGAGCCCCACGAUGCUGGGACGUCGCCCUGGAACGCCACCGCCUCCUCCCCAGGCGACGUGACGUUGGGAGGCCUGGUGGACGUGCUGCUCGCUCUGUUCAGCGGCUUGAGCCGGGAGCUGCUGCUGUCCGUUCAGAGGUUGGGAGGUGGCGGUGGUGGUAAUGAUGAUGGUGAUGGUGGCGAUGGUGAUGAUGGUUCUGACAGCGGUGGUUGGGAUGGUGAAGAUUGUGGGGAUGGUCAGGCUGAAGAGGAUCUGGUCGAGGCCUGGGACGAGAUCAAAACUGAACAUAAAGACUCGGAUGAAGGAGUGACCCAAGUGUCGGAGCAGCACGGAGCGAGACCCGGCUUCUCUGGGGCCCAGCUGAAAGGGGUGGUGAUGACGACGACCACAAUGAUGGACGUUCCCGACGAUGAGCAGCUCACUUCUGAGAAUGCAGAAGGAGAAGGAGGAAGCGGCGGUGACGACCUGGAGCUGAGUGUCAACAACAGAGAAAACCUUAACCUCCCAGACGACCAUUACAACAACGAUGACGACAACAAUUACAACAACGACGCUUACAACAAUGACGACACUUACAUCAACGACAACACUUACAACAAUCAAAAUUUCAACAACGAAGACAAUUACAUCGACAAAAACACAGCCACCGCCGAAACGAGCAACUCGCAACCCGCUUCGUGCAGUGGUGGCCGCGAUGGUGAUGGGUCCAGCGACAGUCCGUCGCAGUCCCAGGCUCCUGAGAAAUCCACGACAAUAGCGCCGGCGUCGGCUGAGAAGGCGCGUCCACACCAGUGCCUGCACUGCGACAGCCGCUUCUUCAAGACUGACGACCUGAAGCGGCACAUGCGCACGCACACGGGCGAGCGACCCUACUGCUGCGAGGUGUGCGGGCGCGCCUUUUCACAGCUGUGCAACCUCAAGAAGCACUGGAUCACGCACACCGGCGAGCGACAGUACCGCUGUGCGCUGUGCGGCCGCGCCUUCAAGCACUUCUCGGGGCUGCGGUUGCACGAGCGUACGCAUACGGGCGAGCGGCCGUACGGCUGCGACGUGUGCGGCCGCGCCUUUGCGCACUACUCCAACAUGAAGGCACACCGCCGCACGCACACGGGCGAGAAGCCCUACACGUGCGAUGUGUGCGGACGCGCAUUCUCGCAGGUAGGAAACAUGAAAAUGCACCUGCGCAUGCACCACGGCGGGCAGGUGUGACCCAGAGGUCGCAAACGGGUUUUUAUUCCUUACCCGUACCCGGCCGCACCAGGGUCGCAAAUGGGUACCCGUGCCCGGCCGGGUACGGGUACCCGUUGCCUACCCGUACCCUACCCGAAAUGAGUGACAAACGGUUACUCACCAGUGACUCACGGCCUACCCGUACCCGUACCCAGCUGCACCAGGGUCACAAAUGGCUACCCGUACCCGGCUGGGUACGGGUAGCCGGGUAUCGGGUAGGGUACGGGUAGUAUCGGGUACCCGGUUGCGACCUCUGGUGUGAUCUGAGCUCACGGGGAGUCGAGUCGCCGGUACCGCAAAGGGAGGUUUGGGUUUUGGUAUCGGCACGUGUCUUGAAAUACUUAGUAUUCUCCAGCUGCUAAAGAGAUGGCGCAGGUGUGAUGAGUCUUUGCCGUAUCGAGGGUUGAAUAGAUCUUUCGAAUAGAAUUUGGAGGGAGUUGCCAGCACUGAGUCGCCAUUGGGAAAGGAGGAAGGGAAUUUUUAUUUUCGGGAUCUGCGUGCGUCGAGACACUUGGUUGGGAUGAGCUGCCGAGGAUGGGGAAGCUGUUCCUUACUAAGGGCCAAAUAGGACCUGCAAAUACCUUCACAGGUGGGCCACACAUGAGAACACACGCCUCAGUCACGUUUGGCUCUUCACGAGGCCAGUUGUAGUUACAAGAAGUGACUUGAGUGCGUUUGAAAUUAUAGGGCUGUUUUAGUUUUGUGGGGUGGCCCUCUUUGUAUAUUCAGUUCCUUCCCUUUACUUUCCUUUUUACCUCCCCUGUCCAAUGUCAAACACUCUCCUGUUAUUUAUCUUGGUUUCUUCAGUUCUAGUGUUUAACUGUUAUAUAUAUGCAUUGCCAAGCUCAAUCAAAAGUUAAAUCAAACAAACAAAACUAGUUUUGCACAAAUGGGCGCAGUGUUGCUAUGGUUUUAUUUUGCAAUUUACUACAGUAUUUAAUUUAGUGCUUCAGUAUAUUGUGUUUCUACCAUUAUAAAGCAGUACAGGUGGUGCCCGGUAUGUCGUCUCGAUAUACCUCGUGUCGCACUCACGUCGCUGACUUUUUGAGGAGCCCAACGUAAAAUUUCCCCGCGCACACAGCCGUGUUACGGCUUUUCCAACUCAUUUCACCCGAGUCGAAAACACUGUCCAACUCGUAUUUCGCGCGUGCGCUGCCACCUUUCUCAGUCCCAUCGUGUUCUCCAACUAAUGUAGCGAGUGCUCCUUGUAAUCGGCGUGGACCAGAGGUCGCAAACGGGUUUUGAUUCCUUACCCCUACCCGUACCCGGCCGCACCAGGGUCGUAAACGGGUACCCAUACCCUACCCAUACCUGAUACCCGGCUACCCGUACCCGGCCGUGUAUCGGGUAGGGUAUGGGUAUCGGGUACCCGAUUGCGACCUCUGGCGUGGACUUUAUUGCAAAACAUCAUCGCGAACCUUCAACAACGAGUAGCACGCGUAGUGCUAGUGACAGUGCAGGUUGUGAUCAUAAGAAAAAGCGCAAUAGUGUUACGCUCGAUGUUAAAAAGGAAGUGAUAAAGUGUCGUAGGAAUGGUGAACGGUGCGAUUGAUAUCGGGCACCAUUCGAAUCUUCCUCCCAACGAGUGUAUGUACGACAGUGAAGAAUGCUGAUGAAAUAGAAAGUAAAGCUCGGCAUGUUUUUAAAAUAUUCGGAGGUUAAAAUUACACGGCAAAGAAGUGCUAUCGUGGGAAAAAAUGAAACGAUUGGCUGGCCUUGUGGAUCAAGGAUCUGCACAAAGAGAAUACGCAGUAAUUCUAGAUUUGAAGUUUUCGUGACUGCAGGAAUCCAUACUCUUUGUUUUUUCGGUAAAGUCACGUAGGUUGAAAAGAAAUAAAAUUCAAUGAUUUAAAUCACG